UCUCACUCUCUAUUCUCUAAUCUAAAUCUGCUAUCUCUAGUGUAGUGCGUCCAAAUUUGAAGUUGUGCAUUGUGUCGGUUAAAAUUUAUAAAUUAAACCGAGUUGGAUUUGUUUGUUUAAACAUUAAUUUUUGAAAUCAGAAACAUUUCUUCAAUGAUCCAAAUCUUUUGCCAUUUAUUGCCUCCAUUUUUCAAUCCAAGCAAUGCGAACUCCGCAAACCAGUUCCAGCACUUCACGUGGACCACUUCAAGAACAACAUUCUGGAGAUGAAGAAGAAUCUGUGGCAUCACAUAAAACUGGACAUUCGCAAGCAUCGUCUUCAUCUUUCAGUCUUCAAGAUUGCAUUAAUGAGUUCAGAGCAAGGAAAGUGCAUCGUUCAUCCCAAAGCCAAAGUCAAAGCAAUCAGAACACCGAUGACGACUUGAUAAAUCAGAACAAAUCGAAUAAGCACAGCGAGCGUAUUAGCAAGCCCUGCAAGGACGGUUUCUGCUAUUGCUUCACUAGUGAUAGCGAUGACUUCAGAAUGUAUAAAUCUGAUGAGAAAAAAAGAUCUCGCAGAUCGGAGACCAUAACUGAUGAACAGAUUUCAGAUAUGUCCAACAAUAACCACAAGACUAAAAGAAGAGAGACAUUUCCAUUGAAUUCCCACCAUAAACAUGAUACCCCAUCCAAAAAUUGUCCUCGAACGGUAAUAGCGAUAAGUAAAUUAAAAGAUUCAAGUCGCAACUCAAAAGCCCCACUCAUACACAUAAUCCAAGAAAUACACAAUAAUUGUGUAGUAUCAGAGGUGCGUGUAAAUAAACAUAAAAUUAAUCACAAAAGUCCUCCAUCUAAGAAGCAAAUGACAGCAGAACAAACAAUUAUCAAUGGCACAGAAGACAUUCCAAACAAAAAACCACAUUCCAAUACAUACGUGGACCGUGUGAGCGAAAUCGACAGUUUAACCGAGGAAUUUCAACAAUCUUCACUAAACACAAGUUCACGAAGUAGCGAUAAAAAUGGGGGACGUUUGUUGAAAAAACGUCUAAGUAGUACUCGUAUAGAGUACAAACCUAGAAACCAUUUAACACCUCCCCGAAAACCACCACGAAACAUUCUAGUUGCAAAUGGUUCACGAAAAAGGGCUUCCACAAGUACUGCGUCAUCGAUAAGAGAUGCAGAAAAAAUUCUCGAUAAUUUUCUGCGUGAAAAAGGAAUUCCUAUUCCAAAAUUGGCCCAGAAGGAGAAAAACAAUCGCAAGUCAUUCCCAUUAUCCUCAAGCUGUAUCCCCCCAGAUGAUUUGAUAAUUCCAGCCUAUCAAAAACAAAAACCUUCUUGUCCGUCAUUGAGUGAUAUUGAGCGUUUAGUAAGUGAAAAAUCAACUGAAAGCUGCGAUGAUGGGAUAAAAGAAAACUCGUUGACCUGGCAAUCUCCAAAAAUUAGGGAAAUGCUUAAUCUUGACACGAAGUCGAAGAACUUUCAAUCCACUAAUCCAGAAUGUGGUCCACAAGUAGGAUGGAAAAUUCCACCAAAGCUUGACAUCGACACAGUCGAUGGAGCUUACCAUAAUCUAGUUGCCAACAUGGAGUCAAAGAAUACACCAGUUAAGUCAGAUCUGCCAAAUAAUAAAACUGAAAGUCAAAAAUUCAUCCUAGCUGAACAGUUGAAAAACUUUGUUUCCCAUUCUCCAUGGUCAAGUAAAAAACAAAAGGACAAACAUAAUGUAAAAAAGUCCAAUUCAUUUUUGAAUGCAUCAAAAACAAAACUUCUGAGAUUUGUAACAAAGAAAUCUCCAAGCAAUAGAUCGAUUGGGGUCCAAACUUCGACUGAUUGUCCCAUUGAAACAGUAAAGGAAAAACGUUUCAGUCUCCAAUCUCCGCCAGGCAGCUAUUUUUCAAAUACCCCAGCUAAAACAUCAAAGGGUUCCCAAACAGAAUUUGACUUUUCGCGAACAGUACAAUCUCCGCCAAGGGAAGAGAAGGUUCCUCAACGUAAACAACUUUUUCCAACGCUAAAUGUCCGCAAGGAGAAACCUCCACGCAAAAUAAAUUCAGAGAAAAACCAAAAUACUACUUAUAAGUCAUUCAACUCUGAUUUUGAUAAGGAUUUGAACCUGUCUAAGAUGGGUCAAGUGCUAAGCAAUAUACGCAACCGGUUAGAAGCUAGUGAUGAUCAUGCCGUGGGAACGUUUUGUGAAAUAAAACGAAAAGAGGAAGCUGCUGGCCAAAAAGUAUUUAGCUACGACUGUGUCGAUGGGUACGAAUACCAAAAGGUAUUUCAUGUUUCGGCCCAAGCUGAUAUACACAACGAGCCAGAGCCAUCCUACUCAGAAAUAGAGGAAGAUAGCUUCUUCAUUACGGGUAGCCCUGUUUAUGAGAACACAACUGGCAUUGAACACUUUGUUGUGGACAGCGACCCUAAAGCAAUCUAUGCCAAAAUAAACAAAACUCCAAAGAAAUGUAAAUCGCAGCCGCAUUCGAGUUCUUUUAACAAUAUAAUGGAGCAAAAUAGUCCACCUAAGUUGAGAAAUAUGAGUAAGACUGACUUAUCUGUACAAAGUGAGAUAUUUUUGGAGAAUUUAACUUCUGAAAAUAAUGGCUCUUUAAAUUGCUCUAAUGAAAAAGCGGAAAAGAUUCAAAAUGCAGCAAAAGAAGAAAGAAUAUACAGUGAACUAGAAGAUAUCGAUGAUUCUUACCAGUCUGUCAACAGCUUAAAAGAACCUGAUCAAGUGUCUUAUGAACUUCCCGAAGACCAUGAACACCCUAUAAAAGUGGACAAUUUAACUGGCAAUCAAAGUACACCAAAGAAGACAACACAUUUUGCUAAGUUUGGUAUGCACAUACCUAGUGAGGAAUGUCUUCAUCAAACAUCCAGUUGUCCAGCAACUCCUGGAUGGCUCCUUUAUGACGAUCAGAAUUUUAUUCCAGCAACAGAAGAAUCAAUGAGCUUACAAGAAGAAUCUUCUACGGCUAAAGAAAACGAAGUCGAACACGAAAAAACUCCAAAUGCUAGUUCGUGGAGAUACCGAACGCUUAAAGAUAAGUUUCGGAAAUCUUUUCGAAAAAGUAAACAUUUUAUUAAAAAUGAAAGCAAACGGCUCUCGGGUUCCCUAAAUUCACACAUACCGCUAAAUUUUAAUCGAGCCUGUGAGCCCUGGGAUGAAUCAUCUUUGUGUAUUACAAAUCUCUUUUCAAUGGAUGAUAAGGCGCCAGUAAACCACCAAUUAACACAAGCAGUCAACAUAUGUCGGCUUAUUCCCGAAUUGGAAGGUACACCAGAAAUGGUAGAAGCAGAACGACUUCUGUUGUUUUCCACAUUUAAAAAAGAUGCUAAAUACCUUAAUGAAAGUACAACUUUACAAGACAAUCAGCCAAAAGGUGUGAUGGGGUUGAAAUCACUUCGAUUGCCAAUAAAGAAAAACAACACCCAAGAGCUUUUCUUCAACUACUAUUAUAUUUGUGUGUUUUCCAAUGGAAGCCAAAUAAAAUCCACUCAAUCAGCUGAAUGUGCAAAUGGAGAAGCUAUAUUUAGAAACUGUAAUAUUUCAUUUGAUAAUGUAAGCCAUGAUUCGAGAGUUCGUUGUGAUAUUUUCAUGUUGAGGCUAAGGAAGGUGUCCACCAAUAGAAAAACUCCUCAAAAGCCAAAGAAUUUAGGUGAAGUUUCAACUUCGAGUGAAGAAAUUUUGUCUAGAUUUCGACCACACGCUUCAUUUUUUGUUCAACCAAAAGACUUUAAGCCUUUUAGCUGGAAAGAGAACUGUAAUAAUUCGAGUGAAAACUGUUUUUGUUUACAUGCGGAAAACUCCUUUAAAUCAGCUAUUAUCCCAGAAUCUCGAAAUACAAAUUUUCAGGACAAAGUGGAGGUGUAUGGGGAAGUGGAACAAUUUUUUCGUCAACAUUUAACAAAGGGUUUUCUGCAUGUUCAAGAUUUGAACAAAAAGCACAUUUGGAAUCUUAGGUGGUGUGAGUUAAGUUCAUUAAAGUUAAACAUAUGGAAAGAUUCAAAUGAUGUGGCUAAAAGUGAGCCAAUCUUUAUAGUAGAUCUGUGCUCUUGCAAAUCUCUACCCAUUCAAUGUGCAGCUAGAGAGGUUUGUGCCCGAUCAAGGUCUUUUUGCCUUGAGCUACUGGAAGCGACUGGAACAACUGCGGUGUAUAUUUUUUCAGCAGACAGUCAAAGUGAUCUCAAUAGUUGGAUAAGUGCCUUAAAUGAAGUCUUAGAGUUCAUUGCAGAUUGGAUGAAAUAAUUUUAUCUGCUGUGCAAUAAUUAUAUUUUUUUAAA
Messenger RNA from Eupeodes corollae, 4257 nucleotides. RefSeq lists its product as uncharacterized. The record is from RefSeq and is a predicted model, not a curated record. Bases 203 to 4222 code for a protein of 1339 amino acids. Gene Ontology annotation, cellular component: actomyosin contractile ring. The transcript has 6 exons. Lineage: Eukaryota; Metazoa; Arthropoda; Insecta; Diptera; Syrphidae. Gene Ontology annotation, biological process: mitotic cytokinesis; actomyosin contractile ring assembly; septin ring organization.